AUGCCAGGGUUGGACCCAAAGGUAGCCGUGCACCGCUUGGUAGUGAAAAAGGGGUGUCGCCCUAUUAAGCAAGCUCAACGGCGCUUUCGCCCCGAGCUCAUUCCCUCAAUUGAAGCAGAACUCAACAAGCUUAUAGAGGCUGGUUUCAUUCGCGAAGUUAAAUACCCAACCUGGAUAUCCAGCAUUGUUCCUGUGUGCAAGAAGAAUGGCCAGAUCCGUGCUACAUACCAAAGGGCUAUGCAGACUAUAUUUGACGACAUGUUGCAUAAAAUGGUGGAAUGUUACGUAGACGACCUGGUUGUGAAGUCGAAACUUUGCACAGAUCACAUGAUGCAUCUAAGACAAGUCUUUAACCGCUUGCGGAAGUUUCAACUCAAAAUGAACCCCCUGAAGUGUGAUUUCGGGGUUGCUGCUCGAAAAUUCCUUGGGUUUACUGUUCGACAUAGGGGAAGAUGUCAGCCCUUUAGCCGAUUAAUGAAGAAGGGUGUCCCGUUUGUAUGGGAUGAGGCCUGCAAGAAUGCAUUCCAAAGCAUCAAGUCCUAUUUAAUGAAGCCGCCUGUGCUGACUGCUCCAAUUCCAGGACGCUCGCUGAUCCUUUACAUCUCCACCCAAGAAAGCUCUGUGGGUGCUUUACUUGCACAAGAGAAUGAUAAUGGGAAAGAAAAUGCCCUUUAUUAUUUAAGUAGAAUGAUGACGCCAAAUGAGCUCAAAUAUCUGCCAAUUGAGAAGUUGUGUCUGGCCCUUGUAUUCUCCAUCAGGAAGCUCAAGCAUUAUUUCGAAGCACAUACAAUUCGACUAGUUUCCAGGGCAAACCCAAUGAAGUAUGUCAUGGCAAAGGUUGUUCUUUCCGAUCGACUUGCGAGGUGGUAUUUAUUACUUCAACAGUUUGAGAUCAUUUAUGUACCACAGAAGUCCAUCAAGGAGCAAGCCUUAGCGGAUUUCCUAGCUGAUCAUCCAAUUCCUGCCGAAUGGGAGCUGUCCAGUGACCUACCUGAAGAGGAUGUGCUUGUGGUUGAAGUUUUACCUCCAUGGAAGAUGUACAUUGAUGGAGCGGCACACAAAGAGGGGGCAGGCGCUGGAGUUGUCUUUGUUACGCCUGAAGCAGAAGUGCUUCCUUAUUCAUUUACCUUGACGGAACGCUGCUCGAACAAUGUUGCCGAGUAUCAAGCACUCAUUUUGGGACUUGAAAUUGCAGCUGAUAUGAAGCAGCUAAGGGUUAAUAUAUAUGGGGACUCCAAAUUGAUUGUCAACCAAGUACUUGGGGUUUAUGAAGUAAAAAAGCCAGAGUUGAUUCCAUACAACAGUUACGCAAAGAUGCUCCUGCAUUGGCUAGGAGAUGCUACGAUUGAACACAUCCCGAGGAAACAGAAUAAGCAAGCCGAUGCCCUAGCUGCUUUAGCUUCAACUGUGUCCCAUCCUAUAGAUGAGGCUCGGUUGCGCGUGUGCCAAAAAUGGGUGGUCCCUCCAAUCUUCAAACACGAUGACUCUCUUGAAGACAUUGUUGAACUCCCGACUGCUUCUGUCUAUGAGGUAGAUAAAGAGGAUUGGAGGCAAUCAUUGAUUGACUACCUUGUUGACGGGAAGUUACCUCAAGACCCUCGUAGGAGGGUAGAUGUAAGACGUCGAGCUCCUCGCUUCAUAUAUUUCAAGGACGCGCUAUACCGGCGCUCAUUUGUUGGUGUGUUUCUUCGAUGUUUAGGUGAAGAGGAAGCUUUACAAGCGAUGGAGGAAGCUCACUCUAGAGUGUGCGGUGCUCAUCAGUUACAUUUUCACAUCAAAAGGAUGGGUUAUUACUGGCCUACGAUGGUGAAGGAUUGCAUAAACUAUGCACGGCAUUCGUAUAUAUUAGCAGCCACCGAUUAUUUCUCAAAGUGGGCUGAAGCAGUGGCUUUAAAAGAGGUGAAGAAGGAAAAUGUUGCAGACUUCAUCCGAGUGCACAUUAUCUAUCGUUUUGGCAUCCCUCGGUAUAUCCUAACCGACAAUGGGAAACCAUUCGAUAAUAAAUUGAUGGAUAAAAUCUGCAAACUUUUUGAGUUCAAGCAAAGAAAUUCAUCAGCUUAUUAUGCAGCUGCAAAUGGACUUGCCGAGGCUUUUAACAAAACUCUAUGCAAUCUACUAAAAAAGGUGGUGUCGAAGUCAAAACGUGAUUGGCAAGACAGGAUGGAAGAAGCACUGUGGGCAUAUAGAACUACAUACCGUACACCAACACAAAGCACUCCAUACUCGCUGGUUUAUGGGGUUGAAGCAGUUUUGCCUCUUGAAAGCCAAAUACCUCCUCUAAGGUUAGCUAUCCUAGAAGGCCUUACAGACGAGGAUAAUGUAAAGUUGCGGUUGGCAGAGUUAGAAGCUCUCGACGAGAAAAGGUUACAGGCUCAACAAAGUCUAGAAUGCUAUCAAGCUCGAAUUUCUAGAGCUUUCAACAAGAGGGUGAGAAUUCGCUCAUUUCAGGUUGGUGACAAGGUGUUGGCGGUUCGUAGACCUAUCAUUAUUACAAGGAAAACUGGGCACAAGUUUACUCCAAAAUGGGAUGGACCUUACGUGGUACAAGAAGCAUACUCAGGAGGUGCUUACAAGCUAAUUGAUGAAGAUGGUGUGCGAAGUGUGUACGCUACUUGUCACACGGUCUUAGAGUUCCGUGUUCUUGGCUUCAAUCUCCUUCAACUCUUCCUGCGCAUCCUUUAUCGUUUUCUCCAGGAGGGUUUUUCGAUCGGCGGCGUCUUUGAGGGUUUUCUGUUCGUCAAGAAAAUGCUCUUCGGUUUGAGAAAAUUUCUGUUGAGCUUCUAUAAGGACACCUUGCGUUAG
This is a messenger RNA of Ipomoea nil (Japanese morning glory), 2802 nucleotides long. RefSeq lists its product as uncharacterized. Bases 1 to 2802 code for a protein of 933 amino acids. The transcript is spliced from 5 exons. Gene Ontology annotation, molecular function: nucleic acid binding; RNA-DNA hybrid ribonuclease activity. The record is from RefSeq and is a predicted model, not a curated record. Lineage: Eukaryota; Viridiplantae; Streptophyta; Magnoliopsida; Solanales; Convolvulaceae. Gene Ontology annotation, biological process: DNA integration.